Molecule: messenger RNA, 2590 nt
Organism: Protopterus annectens (West African lungfish)
Lineage: Eukaryota; Metazoa; Chordata; Ceratodontiformes; Protopteridae
Exons: 20
Coding region: 111-2492 (793 amino acids)
Source: RefSeq, a predicted model, not a curated record
ACUAGUUUGGAAGGUUUAUUUAUUUAUUUUUAAGUAAACUGCUUAAUGGUUAUGAGUUAAGAGUCACCUUCUUUUUAGCUACAAUUCUGCUGAAGAACCAGCCUGCUAAAAUGACUAGCCUGUUAUUUACAGGAGUGGCAUUGCUCUUUGCAAUAUUUGUCAGAGCAGAUGUACAGACCAACACUUUUCCAGUAGGUGUCUUAACAGCUGAAUGCCGUCUUCGGCACUUCUGGAUGUUAAUCCAUAAAGACUUCUUGCCUGAGAAAUGGGAACUGCAAGUUUUUGAUCCUGCUGAAAAGAUGUACGUAGUGAUAACUACAGCACUUGCAACACAAUGUGGAUACACCAUUUCCCAGGAUGCCUUUCAGAAUGUGGAAAUCAGGAUCUCUUUUCUAGCUUGCCUAGUGCAAAAUGAGAAUGAUUAUCGAUUUACUCUGCAUGCACAAAUAAAUGCAAUGCACCAUGAUGGCAAGUCAAGUCAUUUGUUGGUGCUAAAAUGUGACCUGGGAACAACUUGGAAAACCAGAGAGAUUGUAUGUGAAGAAAACUACAUGGAGGUUUCAGUAAAGCGACAAUUACCGGACUUCCAAGAUGAUGCUGAACAGGACUGGUAUGAAACCAUCCCUUUGGCACAACUAGCGCAAUCCCAAGUCUGGCAGGUUGUGUUUCAUUACCCAGACACUAAGCCUACUGAAAUUAUUCCUGCUUUGGAUGUGCAGAAAAUGGGCUACACUGUCAACACUACAGGAACAAGAGUAUUCUUGAGGGCACCCUAUGGUCAAAACCAGUCCUAUGUUGAGAUGGUGGAAGGAAUUCCUAUAGAAAUGGUACGUGCCACAGUACUUUACCGACAGAUGUGGAUGGUAAUCUUGGUUGAUGCUGCCCUCGGCUGCUCAAUCAAUACUGCAACAUUUUCCAACACUACUCUUACUUGGAUGCAACCCAGAGUCCUCUAUCCUCUAAUCCCAGAGUUUGUCCAGGACAACAGAAGCAUUAGCAUUGGUGGAACCUUACUGGACAAUGACGUAAUCUUGCAGAGAGGUUACUUUCUGCAAUUGAACAGGACUGUCUAUGCACUGACCAUUCCCCUUGGGGCAGAAGGAGGCUAUUUAAAGAGUGAUGUGGUGGACAAUGUGUAUGGAAUUACCUACACUAUUAAUGUAGUAAAGAUGGACAACUGGAUGGACAGUCAUAAGGAUGUAACGGAGCACCGCCUCUUCAGGCUGAUAAAAACACCCUUUCUGCCACAGGCUCCUGUCUUCAUCAACAACACUGAUCCUUCAAUGAGGACCUUCAAUAUAACCCUUGGAAACUUCCUGACUGACGUAGAGCUCACUCUCCUUACUAUAAAGAAGAUGCCACUGACCCCAGGUGAAGCAAUAAACAGAGGUUAUGUACUGUCAGAGGUGCCAAGCCCAACCAAUACCAAAGAAUUUGUACUUCAGAUUCCAUUUUCCGAUGGCCUAGUUAAGCAAAAGUAUGUUGGUGGAACAACCCGAAGAUACACAUUGCAGCUUACCUACACACUGAACAUUGUGCCAGAAAACAAACUGUUUACGUAUCCAGUCACAGUAGAAUGUGACCUGGAAGAUGUUGUGUUGCCUGUUGCCAAAGGAUACUGCAGCAAUGAGAAGCUGAUCUUGGCUGUUACUCAUGGAAACAUGGACAGUUUUUGGGCCCCUUACAUUGAAGACCAAGAGCUAACACCAUGGCUAGCUACUCAAAGAAACUACAUGACCUAUGAAAAUGGCACCCACUUCUUGUUGGAAUUACCACUAUUUUCACCAGGUGUGACCUACCAGGACAUUACUUUGUACAAUGUGACUGCAAGACUUGAUUUGACACUACGGGACAUUGCUAGCCUGGAGGAGAGGAUUACAUUCUCUGUGACCUGUACAUUUCUGGCUAACCAGGUUUUGGUAUGUUUUUCCAAUGGAACCAUUACGGCCACAGUGUUGGGCAAUGUGACUGUACCACCUAUAAAUCCACAGAAGACUAGACUGAGGGAUGGCACCUGCACUCCAACACACUCUGACAGUCAGAGGGCUCUGUUUCACUUCUCUGUUACAUCAUGUGGGACCACUGUAAAGAUCGACUCUAGGUACAUAAACUAUGAAAACGAAAUAUCUUUGAAAAGAGAACUGAUUCCACUCUCCAGUCCUGUGAUUACCAGAGAGACUGAGUACAGUUUAACUCUCAUUUGCAGAUACCCAGUCAAUGACACCAAAUUUGUACAUGCUGACCUCCACAGCAAUUCCUUUAGUGUGUCCAGACAUGCCAAGGACUCUGUUAUUGGACAGAUUAAAGUUGGUCGCAAGCUACGCAGACAGGUGUCGAGGCUUCAUUCUUCAGCAGAAGAUGGGAAUCUUGACACCAUUUUCUUGGAUGCAGUAAAUCCUCACUACAUGAAAUCCUCUGGUAAGUGCAUCUUCUUGGAUACAGGAGACCUGGUGAAGAAAUCCAUGCGACACUGGUUUGGUUUCUGCCAGUAGGAUUGCUGGUUGUCUUUCAAAUACUUGUGUGUUAAUUUAACUAUCUGCAGCACUCUGCAUAUUUAGAAUGAAACAAAAUAAAAUUGUAACAAAAUGCA